Emiliania huxleyi CCMP1516 is the source of this 1545-nucleotide messenger RNA. RefSeq lists its product as hypothetical. Lineage: Eukaryota; Haptophyta; Isochrysidales; Noelaerhabdaceae. The transcript has 7 exons. Gene Ontology annotation, molecular function: RNA binding; heme binding. The record is from RefSeq and is a predicted model, not a curated record. Bases 1 to 1545 code for a protein of 514 amino acids.
AUGCACGACUACGCCCUCCUCACGACGGCAGGCCUCGAGUCUGUCGCCCUCGACGCCCUCGCGAGCGAGUGCGGGCUGCGGGCCAGCGCGCUGCCCGCCCCGACCGCCCGAAAGGGCGAGUCGUUUGGCUCGGCGGGUGGCCUCGGCAUCCUCGUCGCGUCCCGGCAAGAGCCGCUCGCUGCGCGCGCCCUCUCGGCGCCGGUGCUGCAGGCGGCCCUCGCCGUCGUGGUGCGGUGCGAGGUGGAGGAUGGCGACGUUCUCGCCGCUGCCGUUGGGAGCGUGAGCGAGGAGCGCUGGCGGUCGGCGAUGCGCACGCACGCCGCGCACGCCGCUCCUCUCCCCCCCUCCGCGCCCUCCUUCCGCAUCGCUUCGCUCCGCGCCGGCCAGCACGACUUUGACAGCCGCGCGCUGAGCAGCGCGCUCGGCGCAGCCGUCAGCGCGCUGCAGCCCUCGUGGCGGGUCGACCUCGAGGCCCCCGACGUGUGCGUCCUCGCGCUGCUCGUCAACCGCUCGCUCCUGAUUGGCGCGCUGCUGCCUCCCUUUUCGCCCCGCAAGUCAGACCCGCUGCCGAUGGAGCCGAGGCAGUGGCUCGUGCGCGGAGAGCGGGCGCACAUGCGGCCGCACAGGGCCGCGCUGCUCGCCCGCCUCCUCGCGCCGGCGAGCGGCGAGGUGCUGCCCUGCUCGCCUCGACUCGCCCCCUCGGACGCUUCCCCGGAGCCGUCUCCCGGCAUCCUCGCCAUCGAGGCGGCGCUCCUCGCCUCCGUCACCGCCCACUCUGUCGACCUCGACCCUGCGGCGUGCGACGCCGCGCGCGCAAACGCCGCCGCCGCCGCGCCGCGCCUGCGCGGGAGGGUGACGGUGCACUGCGGCGACGCGGCGCGGCUGGGGGGAGAGGUGGGCCUCCCUCGCGCGAGCGUGGACUGCGUGCUCGCCGACCUGCCGUUCGGGAUGCUGCACGCCCGGCUCGACGUCGGCGCCCUCCUCUCCGCCCUCGCGGUGCUCGUCCGGCCCGGCGGCCGCUGCCUGCUCGUCGGCAACGCGGGGCCGGGAGGCGUCGGCCGCGGCGUCGCCGCCGCGGUGGUCAAGGCGUCGCGCCGCUACCCGCCCGGCGCGUGGCGGGUCGUGCGGCAGACGGCGUGCGCGUCGGGAGGGAUCGCGUGCGAGGCUGUGCAGCUGGCGAGGCUGGGAGAAGCAGCGCCGCGCCUUGGGCGGCUCGAGAAGGCUCGCGGCAAAGCUCGCGGCAAAGUUGUGCUCGAGCCCGGCUUCGGCCUGGCCGCGUGGCUGCGGCUGAGCAGGGGCGCGGACCUCACCGGCGGAGUCGGGCCGCUCGACGAGGAGGAGGAGGAGGCGUGGCCGAAGUGGUCACUCGCCGACGUGGCCUCGCACACCACGCCCGAGGACUCGUGGAUGGCGGUUCGCGGCAAGGUGUACAACGUCUCGCCCUACCUCCGGUACCACCCGGGAGGUGUGGACGCGCUUCUCGACGCGGCCGGCACGGACGCCACAGCCCUCUUCCAACAGCACCACGCUUGGGAUCUAAUCUAG